Molecule: messenger RNA, 628 nt
Organism: Cuscuta campestris
Lineage: Eukaryota; Viridiplantae; Streptophyta; Magnoliopsida; Solanales; Convolvulaceae
Source: the annotation of a GenBank genome assembly
CUUGCCUAAGUCAAAUAGGCAAGGCGCCGCGGGUCGCCCGGACGCCGCCGCGGGUCGUUCGGACAAUCGCGUUUUCGGAAUGCGAACCACAGAGGCGUCGAGGGAGCUCCCGCCGCUGGAUAACGGCGGGGGCGGGGACGACGGCUCGAUAGGGCGAGGGCGAGGGCGGCGCGCCUUAAAGAUGGGGCGGAUCAAGCGCAGCUGGGACAGGAGGAGGAACAAGCAGAAGGCGAAACAGGGGGAGAGUCCGGAGAGAGCAACGCGGCGGCCGUGGGGGAGGAGGAGGGGGAAGAAGACGACGGUAGCGAUAAGCUCCGUCGACAAAGAGACUAGAGCCAUGGGGGAACAAGGAGGAGGAGGAUCAGAGCUGUGUAAGAAGAGGAUACUGAUGGGACACAAGUGCAUGGCGCUCAACUCCUCCGGGAACCUUCAUUACGGCCCUGAUGGCAUUUUGCUGCCGGAGUUUCUCCCCUAUGACGACUAGCUUAGCUAUGUCCAAAUUAUUAUUGCAUGCCAUGAUCGAAAAUAGUCAUAGCGCUGUCAUAGAUGUUCGUGGUUUAUGAUCGUUUUUUAUAGAUAACAUAUAACUCCCCCAACAAAGUGAAUUGAAUCAAUUGAUCGGUGGAAG